CUGAACUUUCGUGAGGUUCAAUUACUGAGCAGCACCUGUCGUUUCCUCUGGGUGGAGUUGCAUAGGCGGGAUAACAUUUGGUGUGCUCAACUUGAGCACUUUCGACAGGACAUGACGAACUUACGUGGUGACGGGCAAUUGCUGAGUGUAGAGUUUUUAACUUCGUCGGCCUCCACGGCGUAUGAGCGUAUGAAGUUCGAACACAAGCUGUACGCCAUGGACGCACGGAGGGAGUGGCACUUCCGCGAACAAGAAGGGCCUGCCAGGUCUAGCAGCAUUUUUUCCUGUCCGCUUCUUUUUACCGAGGGUGAUAACGACGCUGGAGAUAAUGACCACGAUUUCUUGAGCGAUGAAGAGGUGUUGCCGCUGUCGCGAAUUCGCGUCCUGCGUCCGGCGCCGCGGAGGGCGCGUGACUCUACAUGCAACAGUACUGUUGUAGACGUUCACCGAUGUAACCACAAGAUGAGCCACCCCAAAGCUUCAAUCUACUCUCCAAGUGAGUACCUGACCCUUUGCGACAACAUCAAUCACGGAGACUUUAGUUGGUCCUUAACUGUUGUUCAAGACUGUACAGCUGACGAAGAUGAACUGUUGCUUUUCGCCCUACGACAGACGUUGCGCCGUGCCAAACGUCGUCCGACACACCGCUCUUUGGAAAAUGGGCUAAACACCUCUUCUCACCUCAUGUUGCGCCGCUUUAGUGGGACAUUGGUUGCCAUUUGCCGCUACGAGGCAGAACAAAUAUUUAGUUCUACUCUGCGUAUGCGCAAAAUCCUUGAUGACUUUGUCAUUUUUGGCGACCCUUCUUGGACCGGGACACACGACUCUGCUAGGCUGGUGCCAUUGUUGCAAACACGUUACUUCAUUGCCCCAGAGCUAUGUCAUGGCGGGCGCGUUGGGCUCAUCGUGGUUGACCCAGUGCGUGUCCUGGUGGUGGUGGGAAGUGAGUGUGUUACGCUCGAUGAUCCGCGGUGGGAUGACGCGUACGCAACGUCUUUGGAAGUAGGCCGCGCGCCACAAGGGAGUGGAAUGAACCCUCAGCCGCCGCGACGAGUUUAG
This is a messenger RNA of Trypanosoma rangeli, 1059 nucleotides long. RefSeq lists its product as uncharacterized. NCBI's taxonomy places the organism in Eukaryota, Euglenozoa, Kinetoplastea, Trypanosomatida, Trypanosomatidae. The annotation marks the transcript as partial. The transcript has a single exon. The record is from RefSeq and is a predicted model, not a curated record.